AAGAGGGAAUUCUGAUUCCAACUGAAACAUUGGCUCUUCCCUGUCUGAUAGCCUUCAAACUGGGACCUCAACUCUUCCUGAUUUUACAGCACCUUUUGGCCUUAGGCUCAAACUGAGACAUCAGCUGUACAGAUUUUGGACUUGCCAGCCUUCUCCAUAACCAUUCACCUGCAGGACCAAAAUGAAGAGGAUAUCUGAGGACUACCAGUCCAGAUUGCCAGACAACACUGCCCUGAAGCAGCAGCAGUUGCCCGCCUACCGGCUCCAGCUCUCAGCCACUGGAGUCCUCUCUGGCUUCUUCGCCGCGGGAGCGUUCUGCCUCGGGAUGGGCAUCAUCCUCAUUCUGUCUGCAAAGAGUAUCAAGGAGAUAGAGGUCAAAUACACAAAAAUCUGUGCAAAUUGUGCAGAACUCCGAGAAGAUGCCACUAAUUUUGACAAAGAAUGCACCUGCUCUAUCCCCUUUUACCUUUCAGAGACAAUGAAGGGUAAUGUUUAUAUGUACUACAAAUUGUAUGGUUUCUAUCAGAAUCUCUAUCAAUAUAUUCUAUCCAGAAGUAAUAGCCAGCUGCUGGGUACAGACUUAAAGGAUGUUGGAAACUGUGCUCCAUUUAGCAACUCCCAUGAUGGGACCCCCAUAGCUCCUUGUGGUGCUAUUGCCAACAGCAUAUUCAAUGAUACUAUUAUUCUUUCAUACAACCUUAAUUCAUCUAUACCCAUCGAAGUCCCAAUGCUAAAAAGUAAAAUUACCUGGUGGACAGAUAAGUAUGUCAAGUUUCAGAAUCCAAGUUCCAUUAAUCUUUCUAGUGCAUUUGCAGGGACCACAAAGCCCCCAUACUGGUCUAAGCCUGUCUAUGAACUAGAUGAAGAGGAUCCAGGAAAUAAUGGCUUCCUCAAUGAUGACUUCAUCGUGUGGAUGCGGACAGCCGCCUUUCCCACUUUCAAAAAACUGUACCGUCGACUCAAUCGAAUACAGUACUUUAUUGAAGGCUUGCCUGCUGGUAACUAUAGUUUCAACAUUACCUACAAUUUUCCGGUAACCAGGUUCAAAGGAGAAAAAUCAGUUGUUCUUUCCACCUUGACAUGGAGCGGAGGCAGCAGCCUUUUUUUAGGUCUCGCCUACACAGUGACAGGAGCAGUAACAUGGUUGGCCGCCUUUUCCAUGAUGGCCAUUCACCUGAUGCUGAAAAAAAAGAAAAUGCUCUUCAUCCAGGACUAAAGUCAAGUUUUAAGAAGAAAAGCAGAAAACAAAGAAAUUGACAAUGAAGUAACUAAGAGAGUCAAAGAUUUCUGACAAGGCUCAAAAUGACGAGGAUAUUUUAUCAAGGGGAACUGGAUUGACUGACCAAGUACAAUCCCAGAUAAAUAAACAAUGAGAAAUUCAGAGUUUGAGGAGGGAGAAAGGGUAGAAGGGGAGAAGGAGAAGGCAUAGUCAUGUAUAGUAAAAUGUCCUUGGAAUGGGGAAGAUAAAUCAUCCUUGAAUUCUGAA
This is a messenger RNA of Canis lupus familiaris (dog), 1486 nucleotides long. It is a transcript of the gene CDC50C, whose product is annotated as cell cycle control protein 50C-like. Bases 182 to 1216 code for a protein of 344 amino acids. The transcript is spliced from 8 exons. The record is from RefSeq and is a predicted model, not a curated record. NCBI's taxonomy places the organism in Eukaryota, Metazoa, Chordata, Mammalia, Carnivora, Canidae. Gene Ontology annotation, cellular component: plasma membrane; endoplasmic reticulum; Golgi apparatus. Gene Ontology annotation, biological process: phospholipid translocation.